This is a messenger RNA of Porites lobata, 8505 nucleotides long. The record is from the annotation of a GenBank genome assembly. Lineage: Eukaryota; Metazoa; Cnidaria; Anthozoa; Scleractinia; Poritidae.
AUGGCAAAGAGAAGAAGUAAAAUUGUUUAUGCUCUCAAGUCACGACGCAGAAGCAGUGGAACUGAUAGAAGUCAGUCAGCUUCAUCUUAUGAACAAGACACGAAAGAAACUUCGAGAAGGAAUAAGCGGUCCGGUGCAAAAAAUGAAGCUGCCGAGGCUUCUUCUUCAAAUUUGAGCUCGAAUGUCGAAAACAGUCAACAACAUUCAAAGGUACAGUGUCAGAUCAAACAUGUAAACUGAGGCUUUCUUUUCGCGAUAUUUGGGUACAUCAAAAGUGCUUCACUUAUCCACUCUCAAAUUUGACAAUCAACUGUUGUACAUGUAUCACAGUCUUGUAUGUGGUAGUCACAGGGACAUAACCCACUUGUUUGUUUUCAAAAUGGGACACAGUAAUUAAAAAAAGUUUGAGUUACCAGUACUACCUUUUUCAGAGGAUCUAUCAUUGUGAUCACAGCAACAAAUCAUUACAAAAUGUCAGCGGGAGCAGCAGUGGUAGCUGGCUGUAAAGACUCAGAAAUAUACUGCAAACUUUAGAAAUGCUGGAACUGGGUCUCUGGGGUGAGACCCAGAGCAUGUCUUAAACUGAAAUAAAUUUAUUAUUAGGUAACAAACUGAUCCUUAAAGAGGAAAAGGAGGGAAAAAAGAAUACUAUUUUUUUCAGCCUUCACUUUAGUACUGUCUCAAAAUAUCUGUCCUUUUUUCUUAACAAUAAGGUUCAUUUUAUUUUUAGUGCAUUAAAUAUUUUUUUGUUACAUGGUUAGCAGUGGAACAAAAGAAGUGGUUCUGCCACUGAUAAAGGGUCAUCUCCACAUAAGCCCUCAACAUCAAAACAAGCUGAAGGUACAGAAUCUUUUGUCUUUAAACACUUAAAACUCUAACUCUGCAGUUACAAAAUAUGGUUGAUAAUUUUUAGACAGAGUCAUCCAUUUCAGUUUUAUCUACCUUGGGGGGGGGGGGUAGACUCUAGAUCAUCUACUCUCGAAAAGUGUCCUCUUGAAAAAAACAAGGUGUCGGCUCUAGCAGGCUGAGUUUUAUCAGGCACUGUUGACGGUGACCCCCCUUUCCCUCACCCAGGGUUCUCAUUAAGUGCUGGAAACGGGCUAAAAUAAUGGCUACCUUGAGGGUUGAGCCCUGUACUUUUUGGAGAAAAGGGGUAAAAUAGGGAAUGAAAGCCUGAAAUUGCCUGCAAUACUCAAUUGCUAAGCCACCUUCUUUUACAUCCUAGCUGUCUCCUCUAAAACUUAAUGAGAACCCUGCUCACCAACAACCCCCUCACCCAUCAUAAAGCUUGAUUUUACAGUCAACUCUUGCCUUGCAGACACCCCCCUAUUACAGAAGCUCCAAUAAUACCUGUAGACAGCAGUUAAAUCCUCAACAAAAAUAAAUUACCGUGUAAUUCAAUAAAUUAAUAUUAGUCCCACACAGCAAGUUGUGACUGUCACCUAAUGAACGACAAAAAUGUCAUGACCAGUUUACAAAGUGGUUAUCAUGAGGGAAAAGAUAUAAUAUUAGACAGGCCAUAUUGGCUUUGUGUGUUUGUGUCACAUGACCAAUGCUUCCUUUAAACAAUGAGUUGGACUCUUGCUGAUGCUAAAAAUUGACAGAGCUCAUAAAAAUUAUCUUACUUACACCCAAAAUUUGAAAGGAAACACAUUUAAGGAAGAUAUGUUAUGGCACUUUGAUUUUUCAACAAAGUAGUAUGAUUUGUAUUGGCAGCCAUGUUGGAGGGCAUACUCUUUCAAAUGGCCUAUUGAGGGACAUUUUUGUGAGGCCUCCUACUGCAUGUUGAAGUUUAACUGAAUAAGCCUUGGAAAGAACCCACUCUUGAGCAUAAUGUUUGUCCUCAUUUUAAAGGUGGAACUGAAGAUACCCGCAGUGAUCAAAAGGUAGUAGAGAAGAAGAGAACUUAUCCAAAAAGAAACAAAACGGUAAAAGCUGAUGAAGCCCCAGAACGUAUUAGAGAUAUGACUGUUACAAAGAAAGCUUAUGCCAAGUGGAAGCCACUAAGCUCAUCAACAAAGAAAUACACGAAGCAAGUCCUAGAAAGCACAAUUUUGUAAGUGAACUAAUAAACAUAAUAUAGGUCAUUGAGUACCUAAUUAAUUGUUAAUAAAAUGUCCCAGUUUGCCAAAAACUGGGUAUCAUUGUAAAUUUUGUUUAGUUACUGAGUCACACAAGUCACACAAAGCUGUCAGGAGCUCGUAGAUGCAAGAACAUACUGUACCGUUCUCAAAUAGAGUGAAUGCCCAGGCAUUUUAUAGUUUACUGUUAAGUAUUAUUAUAUUGGUCAACAUCAACUUAAAUGCCUUAAUAAUAAGACAGUUCCUUAAUGUGAAGGGUUACAUUCCAUGUCAUUUGGGAAGGAUCUCUCUCCCCCUGGCCCUGGGAAUGAAGUAGGGCUUACGUUAUCAUUGACAGAAUGUCAUGUUACCAAGUCUUAAACAACUUGUUGUUAUUAACAGGAGUGUUAUAAAUAGUGUUGGAAAAGAAUCCAAGAAAAGUGACUUACAAGUUCAUUUGAAGCAGUUAUCUGACAGGUGAUCUCUAUUAACUUUAAAGCUAACCUUGUAAUUAUUAAUAAUUUAUUUUUAUUUGUGGAGAAGUCACCAGUCAGAGGUCUUUUAACGCCUUGCCUAUCAAGGACGUACAUCUAUAUCCUGUGUCAGGUCACUAUAUAUGUCCUAAGACAAAUGAAAUCACCAAAAGUCUGAUCGUUCGAGUUGCCUUGAAGAAUUGAACUCUGGUUGUCAAGAAAGGUCACCGGUUGCUCCUUUCCUCCUUGACUCUUGAUUACAAUGACACAUCUCAGUCAUCUCUAUAAUUAUGAUUACUUUUUGUAUACAAUUGCAGGAGAGAAAGCAGUGAAAAAGUUCCCCCUUCUUCCUCUUUCUAGCCUCCAUUGGUCACCUUCAUUCAUGUACUUAAUACCUCACUGAUUCUUAAAACUAGAUCGGUGCAAACCUGAAACGAGUCGGAGACAAUUCGUAAUGAUUCAGUUGAUUACUGGUACUUUUUUCACCAGAAUUAUCAAGAGACUAGAUCAUGUCAAAGGGCCAACACAGAAAGGAGACUACUGUAAAAUGGAAGCUGAAUCUGUACGUCUUUUCUUUUAAUUUUGUAUUUGUUUUUUUGUUUGUAACUGUGAUUGAUGUUGUUGCUAUUUUUGCAUUAUUGUGUCUGUGAAGUCCCAUCCUUUCUUCAUUUUUGACCAUUCAUUUUUUUAAAUCUUGUCUCUUACGUUUCUCUCACCUCUUUCAGUUUUGAGCUGAAACCUAAGGGAACAUUAUAAUAAUAGUUAUAUAAUUCCACUGUAUCAAACCAUGGCUCCUUUCGCAGGCAUCUUUUGUUCCCUAUUCCCUCAAGUUUCAUAUCAGAUGGAUUGGGUGUCCUGUGCCAAUAUUAUUUUUCACAGGGUUUCCUUGGUACUACAGUCAAAGCUCUAUGGGUAGCCACCUCUUCUAAGCUAAAGCAGCCACCUCCCAUAAGUGACUGAUGCCAAACACCAGCAUUUUCCCAGUCAAAACCCCAUAGUUGGCCUCUCUCACAAGCAACCACUUUGCAACAACAUUUACGGGUACAAGCUUGGUCCGAUCUCUAUGUUUGAUGUAGGAACUAAGCUACUCAGACUGUACAAAGAACAUUUAGUGACAAUAGGGAACUAUCACACCAAUAAUAAUUAACAAUUAUUAGGCAAGGUUGAGCAAAAUAUCAUGAUUUGUCUGUGGCGAGCAGAUCAAUUAUUUGCCGAAGCCGAUGAUCUCCGAGACACUGACAAAUCACGAUAUUUUGUGAUAACCGAGUUCAAUAAUUGUUUUAUCAUUCGAUCAUCGAGUUUGUUUUUUUAAUGAAUAUCCUUGGGAAGCGCAGCGAUCUGCCAUUUUCACGCAAGAGCAAUCGCAAGAAGGAGAAAAGCAUGGUUUCCUUUACUUAUGAGCAGAAUAUUAUUUGCAGCCAAACACUGUUGGACAGCAUUGCACAUGAGCAGACCAUUAUUUGUAGGCAGUUAUUUGCAGGUCACAUGGUGGGCUCUCGAAUGAUAAUAAUUUACCUUCGAAUGAUAAUAACUUACAAUUAUUAUUGUAAUUGAAACUGAGAAAUUGCAUGCAGUGAAUUCUCUUCCAAAACGUAGAUGUACAUCUCUUGCUCUACUCAAAAGAGAUCCCUUGUGGUUUGAUUCUCAUCUGUGUUCAGCUCACAUUUGACAAGCAGCCACUAAUUCUUCAUAAGUCUGUGCAGCUGGCUGCUUUUUUAGUGUUGUUUUGUGGUUCACAAAGUAAGAGUUAGAGCGGCGCAAAUGCUGUAAUGAGGUCGAAACAGAAUUCACGCAGUAUCCCUUACUAUAUGAAUCCAGAAAAAAAUCAUACCAGAAAAACAGUAAACCGCCAGCUACCCAGGCUAAAUCUCCAUUGUUUAGGUUGUCACUCACAGAUUCAACUGUACUUGUUCCUGUGAAUUCUUUUUUCAUCCACUGAAACUGCCUGCAGAGAUUUUUUUUUUUUUUUUUUUUUUUUUUUUUUUUUUUUUUUUUAUUGACAACAAAUCAACAACAUUAAUACACAGCAGAAAGUAAAAGAGCAAAUAAGUAAAUAAAUAUGUCAGCAAGUAACAAAACAAAUUACAAUAAAAAUGAAAAGUAUUGGAAAAAAAAAAACCUGUCAGUUGCCACACAUAUUUAAUAUCGUUUACCUGCAGAGAACGCUAAUUGAACAUGGACUUCAAAAAAUUGUCUUGCUUGACCUUUUGACAUUUAGCAGGGUUCACUUCUCCUUUUUCAUAGCAUGAACUGGAAGAUGCUGUCAUAUCUUUUAACCGACAAACUGAAGCUUUGGAAAAAGAAUUGGAAGAGCAAACAAGGUAUAAAUUAGGGAUAUUUAAUUUCUUUAGCAUUAAAUCAGGGGCACCCAACGACUGAUUUCAGUAAAAUAUCUGUUCGUAGUUCAAGCAAAUAUUGCCAAGAAUUUAUUAUUGCUUUCAAGGACAGCUAAAAAUUUCUACAUGACUGAUCCCGGAUUCACGGACAAUAUUUUCUAUGCAUAUCUUGUAAAUUCCCUAUGAUUUUCUGACGUAUAAUGCUUUACAUUUCACUCCCCAGGUUAAGCUAUAUUUCGUAGAAAAAGGAACCUAGCAUUUUCGGAUUCGAAAAAGUAAUGGAGAGAGGAAUCAAAAGAAUUCUCGCCUUUAUAAAGCUUUUAAUUACAUCUAAAAUUUUCCAGAAAAUUAUACUGAAGCCCUUUGUAAUUUCAAAAAGACCUCAAGUUUGCCAAGGAUAACCAAACAGAUAAAAAUUUAAUGGUGCCAUUUAGAAUGCAUUUCUUGAGAUCUAAAAAGUACUCUUGAUAGCUUAAAAAGUGUUUUUAGUGUAUUUGGGAGGAGACCAUUGUUGGUUGCCCCUGUUGUCUCAGCCCCUUUCCCCUUCCCUCAUAUGGCAAGCAUACAAUCUUAAAUUUCUGAGGUUUUGUUAGCUUAAAGCAAGGAUUAUAAUAUUUACUUACCUAUAUAUUCCAUUUAAGGCUUUUUGAGCAAGAUGAACAAAUGUUAGAAAGCUUCAGUAAUCAAGAACAGGAUUUACAACAGGUGAGAUUUCUUCUUUUCUUUUCAAGUUUCAGUGUGGUUAGUCCUUUAAUCUGUUUUAAAUAUUAUUGCCUAGCAUUUUAAAAAUUAGAAUACUUUCUAAUGUCUUUCUAGUCUUUCUAGUGUAAUAAAAAUGUAUAAGUUAAGUGAAAAUGAGCUAUAAAAAAAGAAUAAACCAAACAGUUUUUCUAUUCCCUUUAAAGAAACAUGCCAUUCCCACAAACACUGUAAAUACAAUUUUUCUUUCUUCUUUAUUUUCCUUCCCUUUGUAAAUUAAAACGGCACCAUUUUUAAUAGAAUUUGAAACAGAGGAAUCAACCAAACUACAGGAAUUCAGGGGUGAAUCUAGGAAAAACAGCAACUUUUUUCUGAAACAACCAAAUCCAAGUGGCUGGGGUGGGUUGGGGGGCUUAUGAUUGGAUGGUGUUGUUGUUGUUUACAGGUGUGUGGAUUGUAACUGGGAGGGGGGGGGUUAUAAGCAGCAGUUUACUGUAUUUAUUCUGAGAAACGUGACCAGUUUCCUUAACACAGAGAAAUUGGCAAAGACAGGGUUUGCACAGCCUUGAAAAGCCCUUGAAUUUUAGGGGAAGUCUUUGCUUGAAAAGUCCUUGGAUCUUCUUCAACUUUGAAUGUAGUUGCCUGGAAAGUUUUUUUUAAUGCUUUUUGGUUGUCCAAGACAGAAUAUAAAUCAUAGCUUAGAGACGUUUUUUAGAGAAGCGCUUUUUUGUUUCAUGCAAUAAUUAACAAUCAAUUUAAGACAAGUGUACUGAAAAAUGUAGAGAAGUUAGUGAAGCAAACAGUUUAAGCCUUAAAGUCAUGUUAGAAUGUACUGGGAAAGUGAAUUUUUGUACAAUCUGUGAAAUAAGUUUCCUGUUAGGUGGUCCUUGAAAAUCAAAUGUGGUCCUUGAAAAGUCCUUAAAAACUGGUUGAAAAUUUUUGUAUGAACCCUGUAUAGAUCCACGCCUAUGAAUUUAAUAGUCGUAAAACUCAGGAAUGCCCCUCGGCGUCAUUAAACCACAACUGUUGGGGUUAACUGAGUCAACAGCAAGAUUCAUUGUGUUUCUGUUGGCUUUUAAAUCACACAGCUUCAUCCCCUUCUGCAAAAACAACCUGCCAAUGCAUUAAAUCUUCCCAGUUUGUCAAGUGCAGCUGUACCGCAUGAAAUGUCUUCAAUCUUUGAGGUAGGUGUUGUUAGGGCGUGGAAAGAGUCCCAACGUUUUAGCUAAAACUGUGGGCCCCAAAACAUUACAAAUGUCACACCUUGUGAAAUAUCUCUUCGCUUGUUUCUUAGACGUACAACCACGAGGUUUGCAGUUCCUAUACGCAAAUCCGUAGGUGUUUUGUGUUCAAUGUAAAAUUCAGUUCGUUUUUAGGUAUAUAUACAGGUACCCUUAGUUGUAUUGUAAAACCCCCUGAUGAAGUGUGCGCUAGUCACACGAAACGCGUAGGAGACAAUAAAACAAUUUUACAACUCAAGAAUUUCGCAGAAGCGCUGUUCACUGGUUUGUCCUUUAAAAACAUCUCUAAAAGGGGUAAAGAAAGGAUUUUCAAUUCAAUUCAAUUUUAUUAUUCACACUUUAUAAAAUAUUUACAUUAUAUAAAGGAGAAGAGGAAGAAGAAAAAAGAAAAUUAAUGGCUUGGGUAGAAGUGUAAGGUGGUCAGAGGAGCUUAGCUUUCGAGCUAACCACCGCAAGGAGGGCACCAACUCUGGGCCUCCGGUUUACUUCAACGAGGCAUCCGUCUUCUAGAGGUGUCCGUUAAGACAGAGUUGACUGUAUUUUAAUGUGUAACAUGUCUUAUUUGGUGAAUCAUACCAGUGGUUUCUUGUUUGUUUGUUUUGUUUUUUUCCUAUUAUUUUAUACAGAUACCGACAUCACUAGAGAGCAGUGGGGAACGAUUAGCACAAUCACUCGCCAGAUUAAGUGAUCGAGCACAACAAGUCGGUUUCACUACCUGGCUAGAGUCCUUAAGUGACAGAACUAACUCAUAGCAAACAGCAUUUCAUUCAUAUUAAGCACAUCAAAAUUUAUUUAGUAAAACAUAAAUAAUUUACUAUUAUUAUUAAACUUGAGUUUGUUAUCGGGAACAAAUGUCUUUGUGGUAAGGACAAACCAGUUGAACGUCAAUGUGCGACCACCUCUCAUAAGCGACCGCCUAUCCAAAACACCAAAGCUUUCCCAGUCAGAGCCUUACAGUCGAAACUUCUAGUAAAUGACCACCUCCUAUAAGCGACUGCGGCCACGACCACUUUUUGGGCCUGAAAGCUUCUUGAUUUUCCAUUCUUUUUAAGCCCUUGUAAGCGACCGCUUGAAGCGUUCUCUGAUCUCUAUGUUAGCUGUGUGCACUAAGCUACUUAGAAUAUACGACAUGUACAAAGAACUUUAGUGACAUGGCGUAACUUAGAAAUUGCAUGCAAUAAAUUAUCUUCCGUAAAGUAGAUGUGCCGAGACCUCUUCUCGGAAGAGGCCCCUUGUGGUUCGAUUAUUGUAAGCGACCACUAAGUCUUUCAUUUUGUGUGGUCGCUUAUCGGAGGUUCGACUGUACUCCUUUUUACUGAAAUUACUGACAUGGAAACUAAUUCUUCAUUGAUUUAACCAUAAGAUUCUGUACAAGUACAUCAUAUUUUUUACAAAACAGAGAGGCUACUUAGUGUUCUUUAUUUAGGAAAAGGCGGUGAGCAGACUGGUUUGGGGGUAGGUGAUAUAGUUUUAAAAACAGUACUAUGGUAUUCCUGCUUUUUCGAUGCGACAUGAGGAUACACAAUUUCAAAAUAGAGAGGUUGCUGCCAGGCCAUUAUUUUUGAAAGUUAAGAAAUAAACCUUUCAACUUCAUUAUUUUGUUCUCCCAUUGUAGAUCACAUAUCAGUACACAGAAAGCAUUCCAUUUUGACAUUUAUCAACUUAAAAAUUUUAAAACAUUAUUCAUGCUUCUGGG